GCGCUGAUAAUCGUCCAGCCUCAUCAAAUCAUCCAUCGCACUCUUCGGUCCUUACGCUCUCCCACGCUUAGGCCAUGACUACUACAUUGGCUAGUACAGUGCUGUCGCUAGUACUUAUGUGCUUUAGCCUCGUAUCCAAGUCUUACCUCGAUCGUCGUCUUUAUAAUCUCACUCCAGUCUCAGUCACACAAAGUUCCCCUCCAUCAUCAUGUUUCGCACCAAUGUCUCUCCCAAUGACCCUGCAGAGGAACAUCCCACAAUCGGUUUGAUCGGAAUGGGUGCAAUGGGCGCUAUGUAUGCGAAGCACCUCUCAAACGCAGGCUGGAAAAAAAUCAGCGUCUGUGAUAUUCCCGCUAAAUUUGAAUCCUUGAAACUCCAAUACGCAGACGUUCCUGGUAUAACCGUCCAUCAAGAUGGACACGCAGUUUCCAGAAUUUCAGACUUCAUAAUGUACUCCGUGGAGGCCGAGUACAUCGACCGUGUCGUUUCACAGUACGGACCUUCAACUAAAGUCGGUGCAAUCGUCUCUGGCCAAACCUCCGUCAAAGCCCCCGAGAAGGACGCAUUUGAAAAGUAUCUCCCUCCGGAUGUCCAUAUCGUGUCCCUUCAUUCUCUUCAUGGCCCCUCCGUUUCCCCAGAAGGGCAACCCUUGGUUCUCAUACAACACCGCGCUCCAGACUCCUCUCUUCAUCUAGUCGAAAACAUCUUCCGCUGCUUCGGUUCACGUUUCGUAUAUUUGACAUACGAAGACCACGACCUCGUUACCGCCAAUGUACAAGCGGUCACACACGCUGCCUUCCUCACCAUGGGCACAGCCUGGGCUAGCCAGCGCGCGUAUCCCUGGGAACAGGGCCAAUACGUCGGAGGAAUUGAAACUGUCAAAGUAAACAUCAUGCUUCGCAUUUACGCGAACAAGUGGCACGUUUACGCAGGCCUCGCCAUCCUCAAUCCCUUCGCCCGCAUACAGAUCGACCAAUACGCUUCCUCUGCAACCGCCCUCUUCAAGCUUAUGCUCGCAGGCGACGAACAAGGCCUCCGCACCCGCAUCUACGACGCACGUGAACAAGUCUUUGGCACAGUCAAAAUAGAGCGUGCGCCAAUAUUCCUAACUGAAGACGUCCUUGAUCAGUUCACCAUCGGCGGUCAUCCAAAGCUUAACGGCAGUCCAACAUCCCCGUCUGCGCCCCCAUCAAACUCCCACCUCGCACUCCUUGCCAUGGUCGACUGCUGGGCCCACCUCAAAAUUCAACCGUUCGACCACCUCGACCUCGCAGCAACUCCCAUAUUUAGAAUGUGGAUCGGUGUCGCAGAGUACCUCUUUCGCUCGCCGAAUCGGCUGGACUCUGCUAUUCGUUCAGCUGUGUACGACGUCACCCACCGCUCAGAUGAUCUCGAAUUCGUUAUAGCCGCACGUGGGUGGAGUCAGUGUGUAUCAUUUGGGAGCUUCGAGUUGUAUAAACGCCGGUUCUUGGAGACCGCGUCGUUCUUUGAGAGCAGAUUUGAGGAGGCGAGCGCAAUUGGUUCGGAGAUGAUCAAGGCUAUUUCGCAGAGUUAGGGUCGAGGAUUUUUUGAGGUAAUCGUUUUUAUGCAUUUUUUAUGUAAUAUACUUGCGUCUGGAACAAGUUUCACUAUUUAUACUAGACCGUUCCUUGGGCG
Suillus plorans is the source of this 1656-nucleotide messenger RNA. RefSeq lists its product as uncharacterized. Bases 209 to 1555 code for a protein of 448 amino acids. Gene Ontology annotation, molecular function: prephenate dehydrogenase (NAD+) activity; prephenate dehydrogenase (NADP+) activity; NAD+ binding. Gene Ontology annotation, biological process: L-tyrosine biosynthetic process. The transcript has 5 exons. The record is from RefSeq and is a predicted model, not a curated record. NCBI's taxonomy places the organism in Eukaryota, Fungi, Basidiomycota, Agaricomycetes, Boletales, Suillaceae.